Molecule: messenger RNA, 2394 nt
Organism: Rosa rugosa (rugosa rose)
Lineage: Eukaryota; Viridiplantae; Streptophyta; Magnoliopsida; Rosales; Rosaceae
Exons: 7
Coding region: 11-2242 (743 amino acids)
Molecular function (GO): protein binding
Source: RefSeq, a predicted model, not a curated record
UUGAGCGAGCAUGGCAAGUACUACUACUGUUACUUGUAAUGCAAUUGUUCCCGAACUUCUUAACCCACAUAACUAUAAACACUGGAGUUCUCGGGUGAGGACAUACUUGGUGGCCAAAGACCUUUGGGAUGUGGUCAAAGGGAAACAUCCUACACCAGAUGCUGAAGUAGAAAACAAGGCGUGGAUGAAGAAGAAUGCCGAGGCUUUACAUGCGAUUAACAUUUCUUGCGGGACUGAGAUGUUUUCUCUUAUCAGUGAGAUUGACACAGCCAUGGAAGCAUGGGAGGUUUUGGAGAAAGUGUUCAAACUACGUCCCAGGUCAGAAAUAGAAGAAAAAGAGAGACACGAGAGAGAUACCACAAUCGACGCUGGACAGGCUCGUGAUCAAGGUACUUGUAAUACUUCUUGUUUGCCAAAAUUUGCGGACUUGGCAAAAAUGGCCGCACCAACAACUCCUGCAUCUUAUCAACCGUACGCGAAUGCCAACCCGGGCGAGAACAAUGCCAACAACUUUCAUGACCGCUAUAUACCAUUCUUCCGUUAUGUGGAGGAUGGUGAUUGGGAUAAUGCAAAGGAGUGUCUAUUAGGACUUGGAUCAGAUGCCGACAACGCAUUAAGAGCAAAAAAUUCAUACCAAAACACAGCUCUUCACGUAGCAGCAAUCUAUAGGCAUGUGCAUAUUGUGAAAGAAUUGGUGCAGCUGAUGACGCCGGAAGAUUUGGAAAUCAUAGGCGAACUUGGUGCCACACCUUUGGUUGCUCUUACAAGGAACUGCAAGGUCGAAGGAGAUUCGAUCGAGAUGGCAAAAUACAUGAUUGAAAAGAACAACAGAUUAGUUUGGAUCCCUGUUACUUUUAGUAAUAUGAUUCCAGUUGUGGAGGCUUGUGGUUGGAGCAAAUGGGAAUUGGGUCGAUAUCUCUAUUCAGUCACUCCAACAGAAGCUUUAACGCCACAGAACGGGCCCAGUGGCACUGAACUUCUACGCUUAUGUUUUGUCCGUCUGAAAAUGUUACAUAUUGCAUGGGACUUGCUUCAACGUUGCCCAAUCUUGGCCAUAAAUGCACCUAUGUUAGCAUUGGCGGAAACACGCACUGCAUUUUUAAGUGGAACUCGACUUACAUGCUGGCAAAAAUGGAUUUACAACCUAAUGAGUUUCUUUAGAAGAAUUCUUAAGGGUCUACUCAAACUUUUGGGAAUCAAUACUAUAUAUGAACUGAAACUUAUACAUCUCCAAAUCAUAAAGUUUGUGCAUUGGAUGGGCCAAGUUGCAAGCAGCCAAAAUAAUCCACAUGAAUACUGGCUUGUUAAAUCAAUGUUCGCAGCCACCAAAGAAGGGCAUGUUGAGUUUGUUAUUCAUAUUAUUGAAGGACACAAAGAAUUCAUACACAUGCAUGAUGAAACAAACAGCACCAUAUUCCAUUUUGCCGUCGAAUGUCGCCAAGAAAAAAUUUAUUCACUUAUCUACGGUGUCGAGAAAGAAAAGAGGAGACAUAUCGGAUUAGCAGGAAACCAGUCCAACAAGAGCAUGCUAUUUAAUGCAUGUCAUUUAUCUCCACUAUCACGGCUAAAUCAUAUUCAAGGUGCAAGUUUGCAAAUACAGAGAGAACUUCAAUGGUUUAAGGAAGUGGAGACUAUGGUGCCUUCCGAAAUCCAUAACUUGCGAGAUAAUGUAAAUAAUUUGACAGCGCGUGAACUUUUUACCUUAAAUCACAAGAACUUGAUGGUUGAGGCAGAAAGGUCAAUGAAAGAGACGGCUACUUCUUGUACAGUUGUUGGUGCUCUCAUUGUCACCAUCAUGUUUGCUGUAGCAUUCACAGUUCCUGGUGGAAAUAACGGCGACACAGGCCUUCCAGUGUUCAUAGAUAAAAAGUUGUUCAUGGUUUUUAUAGUUUCAGAUACUAUAUCACUCAUUUCUUCCACAACUUCGGUGAUUAUAUUUUUGGGAAUCCUCAUCUCACGUUAUGCAGAAAAUGAUUUUCUCAAAUCCUUGCCCACCAAAAUGAUGAUAGGUCUUUUCACCCUUUUUCUGGGUAUUGUUGCUAUGAUGGUCACAUUUUCUUGUGCCCUUAUCAUUAUGCUUCAUGGGAAAUAUUCAUGGAUCAUUCUUCUGAGCAUUUUGGUUGCAAGUGUGCCAGUGUCCUCAUUUGUUUGGAUGCAGUUUCCUCUCCUUAUCGAGACUUUCAUUUCUACUUAUGGACCAGGAAUAUUUGACAGAAAAGUAAAACCUUGGUAUUAUAGUUGAUGUUAAUCGUUUGUUUUGCUUCUAGCCAUUGAGUUAAUAAAUCCAACGUCAAUUUGGAGCUGUAUUUUAUAUAUCAUUUGGAAAGCAAAACAGCUAUUCUAUAACGUAUGUGCUGGGAGUUGGCAAUAAGGUAUUUUUCAAUAACCAACUGA